This is a messenger RNA of Dioscorea cayenensis subsp. rotundata (Guinea yam), 725 nucleotides long. Its product is annotated as structure-specific endonuclease subunit slx1. NCBI's taxonomy places the organism in Eukaryota, Viridiplantae, Streptophyta, Magnoliopsida, Dioscoreales, Dioscoreaceae. The transcript has 3 exons. Gene Ontology annotation, molecular function: crossover junction DNA endonuclease activity; 5'-flap endonuclease activity. Gene Ontology annotation, cellular component: Slx1-Slx4 complex. The record is from RefSeq and is a predicted model, not a curated record. Bases 60 to 521 code for a protein of 153 amino acids. Gene Ontology annotation, biological process: double-strand break repair via homologous recombination.
UCUCAGGACUCCGGAGAGUUUGGCUUCAUCUCCGAUCGAAGGUGUUCAUCGGAGAAGAGAUGACGGUGCUAUCGAAGAGGUUCCAAUCUCGCAAGAAUCACCGCUCAAUUCCAUCGGGCACCUCAUCCAGAGUGGUUUCCAGUUCGAAGCGGAGAGCCUCGGCGUGGUCCGUCUAUCUGAUCGUCUCGUCCCGGCUGCCACGGACCUAUGUCGGCGUCACCACCAAUUUUGAGCGCCGUUUAAAGCAGCAUAAUGGUGAACUCAGGAGCGGGGCUAAAGCAUCAUCUGCAGGAAGGCCUUGGACGCUUGCAUGCAUUAUUCGAGGUUUCAGGAAUCGAAGUGAAGCUUGUAAGUUUGAAUCAAAAUGGAAGAUCAUCUCUCGAAGGAUGCCAAGGAAAAAGAGCAGGGAAGAGCGGUCCCUAAAUUUUUUAUUACAACAUCGGGAAACAGCUCUUAGUAAGCUUAAAGCAUCAUUUGAUUGCAGUUACUUGCAAAUCGAGUGGCAGUCCAACUCCUCUUGAGCAGUGUCCAUCACGCUAAGUAACCAAUACCAAAAGCUCAGGUGACAAAUUAUUGCCGAAGUUAUAAAAGUUAAACACAAGCCCAGUGAAUUUCUGCUGAGUUUAAUACAAAUGGAGUACAAGUUGGGUUUAUCACUUUGGAGCUCUAAUUCUAUUAUAUUUGUAAAACAUCAAGACGAGAUACUCUUGAUUACUUUGGAAUUA